Messenger RNA from Erpetoichthys calabaricus (reedfish), 515 nucleotides. Its product is annotated as 40S ribosomal protein S25. The record is from RefSeq and is a predicted model, not a curated record. The transcript has 5 exons. Gene Ontology annotation, molecular function: structural constituent of ribosome. Gene Ontology annotation, cellular component: cytosolic small ribosomal subunit. Lineage: Eukaryota; Metazoa; Chordata; Cladistia; Polypteriformes; Polypteridae. Bases 65 to 442 code for a protein of 125 amino acids.
UCUCAAAGCUACAGGCGAAGGGGCGCUUCUUCCUUUCUGUCCGACAUCUUGAAACUGUAGGAACAUGCCUCCCAAGGAUGAUAAGAAGAAGAAAGACUCUGGCAAGGCUGCCAAGAAGGAUAAGGACCCAGUGAACAAGUCUGGAGGCAAAGCCAAAAAGAAGAAGUGGUCCAAGGGGAAGGUGAGGGAUAAGUUGAAUAACUUAGUCCUCUUUGACAAAGCAACCUAUGAUAAACUCUACAAGGAAGUUCCCAACUACAAACUCAUCACACCUGCUGUGGUGUCAGAAAGGCUGAAGAUCCGAGGGUCUCUAGCCAGAGCUGCACUUCUGGAACUGCUCAACAAAGGUAUGAUCAAGCUGGUCUCAAAACACAGGGCACAGGUUAUCUAUACCAGAAAUACCAAGGGAGGAGAUGCACCCGCAGACGAAAAGGAGGCAUAAACAGAUUGUGCAGUUGGUUUCUUGAAGAGUUAAGUAAAUUUGUAACAUAUGACUCAAUAAAAAGAAAAAAAUA